AUGUCCCAACCAGAGGACCCCAAGGCUGCCAAUCGAGCACGCUUUGAGCUGGAGCUUGAGUUUGUUCAGGCCCUCGCCAACCCCUUCUAUCUCCAUUCGCUUGCUCAGCAAAACAUCCUCAAUCAGCCGGCGUUUGUCAAUUUCCUAAAAUAUCUGCUAUAUUGGAAAGAGAAGGACUACGCGAGAUUUAUACACUACCCUCAUGCUCUGCAUCACCUCGAGCUCCUCCAACAUGCACAGUUCCGUUCCGAGAUUGGAAAGGACGAAUGGAGAGAAUAUCUGAAUCAGAAGCAGUUCGAUCACUGGAGAACAUGGUCUGUAGAUCUGAACUGCUGA
Messenger RNA from Fomitopsis serialis, 336 nucleotides. RefSeq names its product mediator complex, subunit Med31. The record is from RefSeq and is a predicted model, not a curated record. NCBI's taxonomy places the organism in Eukaryota, Fungi, Basidiomycota, Agaricomycetes, Polyporales, Fomitopsidaceae. Gene Ontology annotation, cellular component: core mediator complex; mediator complex. The transcript has 2 exons. The coding region runs from base 1 to 336 and encodes 111 amino acids. Gene Ontology annotation, molecular function: transcription coregulator activity. Gene Ontology annotation, biological process: regulation of transcription by RNA polymerase II.